CUUAAUGAAGCUGCUGCAUCUGCUGAAGAUGGGUUCCAGGGACGAUUACGACUGCAGCUGAUUAUUCCAGAUAUCUACUGCAAUCAGAGACUCAUUUCGCGGUGCAUGUCCCGGGCAUCAUCCAUGUUUGUUUUCUACCGCGUGGAGAACACACUUCAAUCGCGUGAACUGCCACUCUGCGGAUGCCUACCUGCCUCGACCCAACCACCCCCCAAUACCCCACCACUUUGUCUUUCUGACGAUAUGGGCCGCUGGAGAAUUUGCCUUAUAGUAAAAUUCAGAAAUGCCUUACAAAGAUGGAUGUACGGAAAGGAAUUUCGUAGAGCUAUUGAAUGUUUAGAGGCAAAAAUCAUGUUUCUCAAGUGCAAAAGACUUCAUCACCCAGCCACCGUCUCUGCUUUCAUCGAGACAGGCAUAGCCGAAACGUCGAUUAAAGUGCCAAUGCAACGAUCCUAUACUGGAAACGACCGUGUCAUACCAUCUUCUCUCGCCAAUGUUUCCUGCGCUAGCCUGGGCAUUGAUGGACUCUUGGAUUGGCUCAAUUCAACACUCGGAACCACAUACCCUCUGGAUACCCCAUCUAUAUCUUCCCUUCUCGAAACCUGCAUUACGAAUGAAUACGACUUUGGCACUGCAUAUGGUUAUCUCCGCCCAAGAUGGUAUAAUGAAAACUGGACCAGCAUUCAAGACACACUACGUAUCAGUGAGGCAGAGGACAAACAGAGACGUGAACAAGCGCUCAUCGGUAACCGAAUCGUCAACCCGCACAUCAGCCCCCGACGAGUCUGGGAUCUGUACAGUAAUCGGGUGGUACCGCAGUGGAUCCUCCGGCCCAAGCCACAGGAAGACUGGCUAUGGGCGAUAUCGCAUGCUUGGAUGGAUGAGAAGUCUCGUGUCAAGGAAUGGACACCCAUCAACGGAAAGGAAUGGCCCGUGCCCAUCCCGGCAGACACCAACCUCAACUUCGUCCGGAUCGAGAUGCUCAACCUGGGAGCAGAGUACGCGUGGCUUGACGUUCUCUGUUUGAGACAGGCUGAGAAAGACGGGUCGAGGGAGGAUAUACGUGAGGAUGAGUGGAAGCUGGACGUACCCACCAUCGGACGUGUGUACCAGAUAGCCAAGAACACGGUUGUGUACAACUUGAGUGGGUUGGGCAGGCCUUUAGCUUUCGAAGAGGGUGACUUGGAGAGUCCUCGUUGUUGGUUUAGACGCGCUUGGACGCUACAGGAGACCGUCGAGAGUCCCAUCUUUGCAGGGGAUAUGCCUGAUGGACCGCUGCAACUCAAGCAGAUAUGCCCUGGUCAAAAUGACGUAGUGACGAAGUUUCACAAGCAGUUGGGAAGGCUGAAGAUCAUAUGUUGCAAUCCACUCGGUAUAUUUGGCGUUCUGACGCAUAUGAAAGAGCGGGAGUCGGAGAAUCCUGUCGAUAAAGUUGCAGGGUUGGCAUUUCCUUUGAGAUCGGAGACAAUACCGGCGUAUCGUGAGAAAAAGGACCUCGAGGAUGCUUGGACAGCGCUUGUAGAUGUGAUGGGGAAGUCGUUUCGGGGACAGAUGUUCUUCCUAUAUCCUGAACCGGGAGUAGGGUCCACGAAAUGGAGACCGUCGUGGGACCAGAUUAUGACGAAGCCUCUGCCAGUGGAUUGCUUAUCCAGGGCGGAAGUUUAUCUGGACGACAAGACGCGUAGCGAUUGCUGUAAGUUGUUCUGCAUUGAACAGGGGUUGGUGAAAGGGUUGAAUACGGAAUUCGCGGAAGGCGCUGACCGGUGUGGAGAGUUGAUUGUUGAAGGCAUAGAUGGGACAGAGCACACAUUCAAAAUCGUUGCCACACACAAGUACCCAAUACCAGAAGGCACGUACACACUUCUACGUGGAAGACAGGAUCUGCAGUACUGGGUGGUCGGGCGAAGACUGCCACAGGGAGAGUUCGAGAAAGUGUCAGUGUUUACGAUGUCCGACAAAAGGGAAAUAGUAAGGUUAAAGGGUCUGGACAUCGCUAAAGAAUCUCUUAAUAUUCUUGUUUAAUGUAUUUAAUGUAUGAACGGACAUACUCAGUGUGGUCGGGUUGCGGCCUGACGAUAUGCACCACACACUACAAAAGCUUAGCUAUUCCUGAAGCUUAUGCCCGUUCAAU
Desarmillaria tabescens is the source of this 2131-nucleotide messenger RNA. RefSeq lists its product as uncharacterized. Bases 106 to 2022 code for a protein of 638 amino acids. NCBI's taxonomy places the organism in Eukaryota, Fungi, Basidiomycota, Agaricomycetes, Agaricales, Physalacriaceae. The record is from RefSeq and is a predicted model, not a curated record. The transcript has 3 exons.